AUGAUCGUUGACGGGCUUGCGGAAACCAAACAGGAUGACCUUCUAGCUAGUCUAACCCUUCUCACCGCUCUUUUCCAAGUGGAUGCGGAAUCUGCGUCUGUCAUAUUCCGACAAGAGAAUGUCAUCACCGGGCUUAUGGAUGCUAUUGACUUAUGCCCCUCCGACACGGUUGCUUUGGAACUCGCGCAUACACUCUCCCAAGCCUGCGGACAGAAAACAUGUCGUGAAGCUCUCUCAGACGAGGCUAUUCAGUGGCUACGCAGCAGGGCAUCACAGACAAGAUUUCCGGCCCUACGCGCAGCGGCUGCGGUAGCGCUGGUCAAGUUAUCUAGGGGAGCUCUGUCGGAUACCGAAUCUUCCCAGAUAUCAGAGUCUCAUAUCGACGGAAAGGAGGAGAUGGACCUGGUGAAUGUCAUGAAGGGCAUGACCGUCUCCGGCGAUGACCAGUCUACGUUGUCCGAUGCCGUUGAAGGGCUCGUGUACAUGAGUGCCGAACCCAGUGUUAAGGAAAUGCUAUCCAAUGACCCCUCCUUCUGGAAACAGCUCUUCUCUCACGUUCCGAAACGUAGGACUGAGGAUACUGGAGUUUCAGUGCCGUCGUCUGUUCUUUACGGGAUUGUGAUGAUAGCUCUGAACGUCUGUCUCUACAGGCCGCGACUAACGGAAGAGGAGACGCAGAUGCUGAAGCUAAAGAGGUUGGCCAAUUCUGGUAAAGCAGCGCAAACUCAGGAUAACCCUCUUGACGAUGAUGAUCAUGUGAAAGAGCGGUGCAAGCGCCUAGUUCAGGUUGGGCUAGUGGGAGCUCUCUCCGCCAUCGUGAAGGUGACGGACAGUCAGGGAGUAAGAGCAGCUGUCGGGCGGACGCUAUUGUCCUUGGUAGAGAAUAAAGAGAACAGGGGGAAAGUCCUACAGGAGGGUGGGGCUAAGGCCUUGACGACGAUUAUACGAGCUCGCAUGGCGGAAGUUUAUAAGGACAAAUCUACGAAGGCGCAAUACGCUGCUCUGGAAAGCUCGGACUUACAAACUAUCCAAGCUCUCGCAAAGCUUGGGAUCACCGCGGCCCCCUUCCAGGUCUUUGGACCGGGAGAGGCAGUCUUGUACGAUGCCAUCCGUCCGUUCACGCUAUUGGUGAUACAUUCAUCAGCCAAUCUUCUGCAGCGAUUCGAGGGGAUGAUGGCGCUCACUAACUUGUCCUCGGCCAGCGCGGAGGUUGCUUCACGUAUCGCGGCGAGUGAAGGUCUCAUGAACAAAGUCGAACUUCUCCUACUCGAGGAGCACCAACUAGUGCGGAGGGCGGCUAUAGAGCUGAUUUGUAAUCUCCUUGCUGGAUCAGACCAGCUAUUCGAGAAGUACUCUCGUUCGACGUCGAAGCUGCAGGUUCUCGUGGCUCUAUCCGAUGUGGAUGACCUACCCACAAGACUAGCUUCAUCUGGGGGACUCGCGCAGCUUACGGCGUCGCCUGCGACGUGCGGAAAUCUUCUAGCCAUACAACUGGAACGGCGCCGAGUCUUGCAGAUAUUUGCCCAGCUAAUCAAUCCGGCCGCAAAUCCGGAUGAAUCCCAAGCGCCAGAACAAGUGCACCCGGGUCUGAUACAUCGAGGGCUUGUGUGCGUUCGAAAUUUCCUGACGUCAGUGGGCGCGGAGAACGUGAAAAAGCUUUCUUCGGAUAUUGUAGAAGCGCGAUUACCCAAGGCACUUGUUUCAGUUGUGCAGCGGUACCGACAACCGAAUGAUGCGGCCAUCUUAGUCCCCGCGGCGGAGGCGCUGAAGUUGCUGUUGGAUUGUGGCAUUGAAGUUCCCAGGUGA
Molecule: messenger RNA, 1806 nt
Organism: Gloeophyllum trabeum ATCC 11539
Lineage: Eukaryota; Fungi; Basidiomycota; Agaricomycetes; Gloeophyllales; Gloeophyllaceae
Product: ARM repeat-containing protein
Exons: 1
Coding region: 1-1806 (601 amino acids)
Source: RefSeq, a predicted model, not a curated record